UCCAUCAUCAAUUGCACAAUUUACUCUUGUCUCGCCUUCAGACAUUUUCUUUUCUUUUUUGCUACACUACACCAUGUCACGUUCAAAGAGCUAUCAGUGCAUUGGUUCUAGUCUUCGUCAAAAAAUUAUCAGAUCUAUUUUCGAUGAAGGAUUGGCUCCCGCAAAGACUGCCCGUCGUUUUGGCUUCUCUUACUCUACUGUACAUAACAUUGCAGGCUUUCGAAGAGAAGGGAAGAAUAGAAAAAAAAGAGAAGAGGUAGUAAUCACCAUGUAGUUCUUCAAGAAGAGCAUAUUGCAUGGCUAAAAGAUAAACUCAAUGAAGACCCUAGCCUUACUAUCGAUAAUGUUCAUCAAACCUAUAAAUGAGCAUUUUCAUUUCAAUCCGCCUGUGUCUAUAUCAGCCAUUUCUAGAGCUAUACGUCAACAAGCAGACUACACACUUAAGCUCCUAAGUUAUCAGCCGGAAGAUUACAACAGUGAGGAAAGGAUCGCUGCUCGCGUUCAAUGGACGAGUGGUUCUGCCAUGGGUGGAGCGGACCUAUCAGAGGCAGUGUUCAUUGGGGAGGGGUUUCAACUUGUAUCUUACGCGUAGAUUUGAUCGAGCACCACGAGGAAAAAGGGCACCAAAAACUGCUCAGCUGGGGCAAAAUGUUUCCAUCAUAGUUGCUGUUGGCCAGGAAGGGAUUAUCGCUUCGGAAGUGCGGUUAGGUGCCUUCAAUACUCAAACUUCCCCAGAUUUUUUGACCGACAAACUCAUCCCUGCCCUUCCAACCCCGAGAGUCAUCAUUAUGGAUAACGUCCCUUUCAAUAGCUCACAGAGUAUACAAGGCACGUUUGCUUGUGAUUGCCUCCCUACACCCCUCAUCUCAAUGCGGCCGGAUGGGUCUUUGGUAGCAUCAAGGGGCAUGUAGAACGUCAAGAGCUUCAAAACCACGAACCAUUA
Molecule: messenger RNA, 943 nt
Organism: Lobosporangium transversale
Lineage: Eukaryota; Fungi; Mortierellomycota; Mortierellomycetes; Mortierellales; Mortierellaceae
Exons: 1
Coding region: 317-592 (91 amino acids)
Source: RefSeq, a predicted model, not a curated record